CUUCAUGUUCGUAAGACAUACUAAAAUGAAAAUAUCGGUUUAAAGUAUCAAUAGUUUAAAAAUCUAUUUAAAUCACAAUGCAUAAGUUUCUAAUACGUGGUUAUGUUUCUGGAAGUUUACUCGGUUCUGGAACGAAAUACCCCCAUGUGAAGAAUAAAAUACAUAAGAAUGCACUAAGAUGUAUUACAACACAUGCAAAGUCGGACAAAUUGUUCCCUGAGAGGUCAGAUUUCCCCAGCAGGCAUAUUGGCCCGCGUGACCAGGAUGUAGUGACUAUGCUAGAUUUGCUUGGAUAUAAGAGUCUCGAUCAGUUAACGAACGAUGCGGUACCUAAAAAAAUUCAAUUUCAAGAAGUUAUGAACAUAAGCGACCCUAUAAGUGAAUAUGACCUCAUUGAAAGGGUACGAAAAAUUGCGGAACAAAAUCAAAUAUGGCGUUCAUACAUAGGCAUGGGUUAUCACAACUGUUGCGUUCCUCAUACUAUCAUGCGAAAUAUGUUCGAAAAUCCGGGAUGGACCACUCAGUACACGCCAUAUCAGCCAGAAGUAUCGCAGGGUAGGUUGGAAGGGCUGUUGAAUUACCAGACGAUGGUCAGUGACCUCACCGGGCUGGAUGUUGCCAAUGCUUCGUUGUUGGACGAGGGUACUGCUGCUGCUGAGGCGCUAUCAUUAUGUCAUAGACAUAACAGAAGAACAAAGUUUGUUAUUUCAGACAGACUGCAUCCACAGACUCUUGCUGUAGUUCAGACUCGACUGGAAGCCCUAGGUUUGGAUAUGAUAGUUUUGUCUGACGUCAGAAAAGCUGACUUUGCCCAGAGGGAUAUUUCGGCUGUCCUUUUGCAAUGCCCCGAUACUAGAGGGCUGGUGUACGACUAUUCUUCGUUCGCCGCUCAAGCGCAGGAGCAUGGUACCUUAGUGGUGGUAGCCACAGAUCUGCUUGCUUUAGCGUUGCUCCGACCGCCUGCAGAAUGCGGAGCAGCUCUUGCGGUUGGCACGUCACAACGCCUGGGAGUUCCAUUGGGAUAUGGAGGACCCCAUGCAGGGUUCUUCGCGGCUGAACACCCAUUGGUGAGACUUAUGCCAGGAAGAAUGGUGGGCGUCACUAGGGACGCGUCAGGAAGAGAUGCUUAUAGAUUAGCCCUUCAAACCCGAGAACAGCACAUUCGUCGCGACAAGGCAACAUCCAACAUUUGCACUGCGCAGGCGCUUCUAGCAAAUAUGUCGGCGAUGUACGGCGUGUACCACGGUCCGCAGGGACUGCGGGACAUCGCCACUCGGGUGCACAAUGCUACACUUGUACUUGAACAUGGCAUUAGAAAGCGUGGACACAUACAAUCGAACGAGGUGUUCUUCGAUACACUGCAUGUCGUUCCUCUACCCGAUCAUGACGUAAAAGCCAUAAAGACCCGCGCUCACGAAAAGAAGAUCAAUCUGAGAUACUUCGAAGAUGGAGCAAUAGGAGUAGCUUUAGACGAAACAACAACAAUGCAGGACGUCGACGAUCUUCUUUGGAUUUUUGACUGCAAAAAUGUUGAUGAGACUAUGAAUGACCAAGAUGUAAGAGCUCGAAGUAUCGCAAAAGGAUCUUUUAGAAGGACUUCCCCAUAUCUUACUCACCCUGUGUUCAAUAUGCACCAUUCCGAGACUCGAAUAGUGAGAUACAUGAAGAGAUUGGAGAAUAAAGAUGUUUCCUUAGUUCACUCUAUGAUACCCUUGGGGUCCUGUACUAUGAAAUUGAAUUCGACUACGGAGAUGAUGCCUUGCUCAUUCAAACACUUUACUGAUAUCCAUCCGUUCGCACCGCUCGAACAAUGCGAAGGAUACCACAUAUUAUUUGAGGAAUUGGCCAAAGAUUUAUGCGCUAUCACGGGUUACGACCGUGUAUCAUUUCAGCCUAACAGCGGUGCUCAAGGCGAGUACGCUGGUUUGCGUACUAUCAAACGCUACCACGAAUUCCGUGGUGAUACCAGUCGCAACAUCUGCCUGAUUCCCGUGAGUGCACACGGCACCAACCCUGCGUCUGCGCACAUGGCUGGCAUGAAAGUCUGCGCUAUACAGGUCACGCCGGCUGGUGAUAUUGACAUGGCGCAUCUUAAGGAUAAGGUUGAGGAACAUAGUGCCAACAUAUCGUGCUUGAUGCUGACGUACCCAAGCACGUUCGGCGUCUUCGAGGAGCGCGCAGCUGAUAUUUGUGAGCUGGUUCACGCUCAUGGCGGACAAGUUUAUUUGGAUGGAGCUAAUAUGAACGCUCAGGUGGGAUUAUGUCGCCCCGGUGACUACGGUAGCGAUGUGUCACAUUUAAAUCUACACAAAACAUUCUGUAUUCCCCACGGAGGUGGAGGGCCUGGUAUGGGUCCAAUUGGAGUAAAAGCUCACCUAGCCCCGUUCCUGCCAUCGCACCCGGUAGUAGACCCACUGGCAGAUUUAGGCGACGCAGCACAUAGUUUUGGUUCAGUCAGUGCGGCACCAUAUGGCUCUUCCGCAAUUCUUCCAAUUUCAUGGGCAUAUAUCAAAAUGAUGGGACCAAAAGGGCUCAAACGAGCGACACAAGUGGCCAUUCUGAAUGCUAAUUAUAUGUCUCGGCGGCUAGAGGGUCAUUACAAGACAUUGUACAAAGGCGAGCGGGGCCUGGUCGCACACGAGUUUAUAAUUGACGUCCGGGAUCUGAAGAAAACUGCCAACAUUGAGCCAGGAGAUAUUGCUAAACGACUUAUGGACUUCGGUUUCCAUGCGCCGACCAUGUCUUGGCCCGUUGCUGGAACAUUGAUGAUCGAGCCCACAGAAUCUGAAGAUUUGCAAGAGCUAGACCGAUUUUGUGAAGCUUUAAUUACCAUCAGAAAGGAAAUUAAAGACAUCGAAGACGGAGUAAUAGAUAAGCGACUUAAUCCCCUUAAGAUGGCACCACACACCCAGGAAGCAGUUAUAUCAGAAGAAUGGAGUCGCCCCUACACCAGGGAACAGGCAGCUUUCCCUGCUCCCUUUGUAAAAGGUGAAACCAAAAUUUGGCCAACAGUCGGACGUAUUGAUGACAUGUACGGAGACAAACACCUAGUGUGUACCUGCCCUCCUGUAAUAGAUGAUUUUUAAGCAAUAAAUGAAACUAGAUAAGCCAGCAGUCACAUAAUGUAUAUAUUUUUCAAUAUUGUCGUAUA
Amyelois transitella is the source of this 3151-nucleotide messenger RNA. RefSeq names its product glycine dehydrogenase (decarboxylating), mitochondrial. Bases 78 to 3086 code for a protein of 1002 amino acids. Gene Ontology annotation, cellular component: glycine cleavage complex; mitochondrion. NCBI's taxonomy places the organism in Eukaryota, Metazoa, Arthropoda, Insecta, Lepidoptera, Pyralidae. Gene Ontology annotation, molecular function: glycine dehydrogenase (decarboxylating) activity; glycine binding; pyridoxal phosphate binding. Gene Ontology annotation, biological process: glycine decarboxylation via glycine cleavage system. The transcript is spliced from 18 exons. The record is from RefSeq and is a predicted model, not a curated record.